GAUGGCCUCUACAAGCGCGAUGUCUUCCGUACGUACCUGACCCCCUGCCACCCAGCGGAUACAGCGCUCACACAUGCGAUGCAGGCUUCCCCGACCCCUUCGCCGUGGCCACAAUCAACGGCGAGCAGACGCGCACCACGAGCGUCAUCAAGAAGACGCUGAACCCCUACUGGAACGAGAGCUUCGACAUGUACGUCGCGCCACGCCCGCACAUGCACAUGCACAUGCACAUGCACAUGCACAUACACUGCUGAUACACAUCUCAGGCGGGUUAACGAGGAGAGCGUGCUCGCGGUGCAGAUCUUUGACCAGAAGAAGUUCAAGAAGAAGGACCAGGGCUUCCUCGGCGUCAUCAACGUGCGCAUAGGGUCCGUUAUCGACCUCGAUGCCGGAGGCGACGGUACCCUUCUCCAGUGUCCCUGCCGUGCAUCCAUGGUACUAACACAUUGGCAGAAAUGCUCACCCGCGAUCUCAAGAAGUCGAACGACAACAUGGUCGUGCAUGGCAAACUCAUCCUGAACCUGUCUACGAACUUGCAGGCACCCAUCAGCAACCAGGCCGGAGCCGCUGCACCCCGUCCCACGCCCUCCUCCCACCCUUCUGUGAACGGCGCCACCGCAGCAGGGGCCUCCACCCCGCACCAGUCGACACAGAACCUCAACCCCAACACGUACCCCGGCCAGCGGCCAAGUUCGACCGCCCAGCCUUCAGCUCAGAGACUCAGCCAAGCGGGACCUACAGGCCCGCCCAGCGCGGCGCCACCGCCAUCAGCCAACGGAGCGCCGGCAGCAGGACAGAGCCAGAACCCAGGAUACAGUGCGUUCGAGGAUUCGCAAGGAAGGCUUCCCAACGGGUGGGAGCGUCGUGAGGAUCAUUUGGGCCGCACGUACUACGUCGAUCACAACACGAGACAGACGACCUGGAUAAGGCCUGGCGCAGGCUUCAACGAGACCGACAACCGCAACGCUGUUGCGGCUUCGACCCAGCAGGAGCGCGUUCGACACCAGAAUCGCAUGUUGCCCGAGGACCGAACUGGAGCCAACUCUCCUACCCUUGCCGAACGACAGCCUUCGCCACCCAAUGCAGGUGCAGGCGCAGGCGCAGGCGCAGGUGCAGGUGCAGGUGCAGGUGCCGCGAACGCUGCGAGCAUGAUGGCGACCGGUGCUACUACCGCCGGAACAGGAGAGCUGCCUUCAGGCUGGGAGCAGCGACAUACGCCCGAGGGACGGCCGUACUUCGUCGACCACAACACGCGGACAACCACCUGGGUGGAUCCCCGCCGACAGCAGUACAUCCGGAUGUACGGCGGGCAGGCGGCGAACGGAAGCACCAUCCAGCAACAGCCCGUGUCUCAGCUCGGACCUCUGCCCUCUGGAUGGGAAAUGCGACUUACAAACACCGCAAGAGUGUACUUUGUGGACCACAACACCAAGACCACAACCUGGGACGAUCCGCGAUUGCCAUCUUCGCUGGACCAGAAUGUGCCGCAGUACAAGCGUGACUUCCGUCGCAAGCUGAUCUACUUCCGCUCACAACCCGCCCUCCGCAUAGUAAGCGGACAGUGCCACAUCAAGGUCAGGCGAACGCAUAUCUUCGAGGAUUCGUACCAUGAGAUUAUGCGUCAAUCGGCUGCGGAUUUGAAGAAGCGGUUGAUGAUCAAGUUCGAUGGAGAGGACGGCCUGGAUUACGGAGGCCUGUCCCGUGAAUUCUUCUUCCUGCUCUCCCACGAGAUGUUCAACCCCUUCUACUGUCUUUUCGAAUACUCGGCACACGACAACUACACUCUCCAGAUCAAUCCCCACUCUGGCAUCAACCCUGAGCACUUGAACUACUUCAAGUUCAUCGGACGUGUAGUCGGUCUGGCCAUUUUCCACCGUCGUUUCCUGGACGCCUUCUUCAUUGGAGCUUUCUACAAGAUGAUCCUCCGGAAGAAGGUCGCGCUGCAGGAUAUGGAGGGUGUUGACGCUGACUUCCAUCGCAACUUGGAAUGGAUGUUGAACAACGACAUCACCGAUGCGCUCGAACUCACCUUCGCUACCGAUGAUGAGAGAUUUGGCGAGACUGUCAGCAUUGAGCUGAAGCCGGGUGGUGACAACAUCGAGGUCACAAACGAGAACAAGCAUGAAUAUGUCGAAUUGAUCACAGAAUGGCGCAUCCAGAAACGAGUUGAAGAGCAAUUCAACGCCUUCCUCAGCGGUUUUAACGAACUCAUUCCUCCGGAUCUGGUCAACGUUUUCGACGAGCGCGAGCUCGAACUGCUGAUCGGUGGUAUCGCUGACAUUGACGUCGAAGACUGGAAGAAGCACACUGACUACCGCGGGUACACCGAGAACGAUGAGGUCAUUCAGAACUUCUGGAAGUGCAUUCGCAGCUGGGACGCCGAGCAGAAGUCGCGUCUGCUACAGUUCGCUACAGGUACCUCGCGUAUCCCAGUCAACGGAUUCAAGGACCUACAGGGUAGCGAUGGGCCCAGGAGAUUUACCAUUGAAAAGGCUGGUGAGCCUAAUCAGUUGCCCAAGUCACAUACAUGGUAUGUUCAGUCGUCCCAGACUAAUCUUGCACAUGCUGACUCUUUUUUUUUUUUUUUCUCCAGUUUCAACCGUCUCGAUCUGCCUGCGUACAAGACGUUCGAGGCACUCAAUCAGAAGCUCACGAUCGCUGUCGAGGAGACUGUUGGUUUCGGACAGGAGUAGACGGUGUUGAAGAAGGAAUAGCGUCAGUGUAUAAAAUGAGGAGCGUGACAGAGAGCUCCUGCAGGCCAUGCAUAUUCUUACAUAUUUGGCAUGAGCAUCUCGAUGUUGUGGAUGCGAGAUCAGGUUUUUUGGCG
Messenger RNA from Macroventuria anomochaeta, 2827 nucleotides. RefSeq names its product HECT-domain-containing protein. Gene Ontology annotation, biological process: ubiquitin-dependent protein catabolic process. The transcript is spliced from 2 exons. The record is from RefSeq and is a predicted model, not a curated record. Lineage: Eukaryota; Fungi; Ascomycota; Dothideomycetes; Pleosporales; Didymellaceae. Bases 456 to 2693 code for a protein of 745 amino acids. Gene Ontology annotation, molecular function: protein binding; ubiquitin protein ligase activity.